Drosophila kikkawai is the source of this 3418-nucleotide messenger RNA. It is a transcript of the gene Pfrx, whose product is annotated as 6-phosphofructo-2-kinase/fructose-2,6-biphosphatase. Gene Ontology annotation, molecular function: ATP binding; fructose-2,6-bisphosphate 2-phosphatase activity; 6-phosphofructo-2-kinase activity. Gene Ontology annotation, cellular component: cytosol. Lineage: Eukaryota; Metazoa; Arthropoda; Insecta; Diptera; Drosophilidae. The record is from RefSeq and is a predicted model, not a curated record. Gene Ontology annotation, biological process: fructose 2,6-bisphosphate metabolic process; fructose metabolic process.
AUUCCGAUUUUGUCGAGCGACGUGUGCGGAACUGAACGAACGGCGGCUCGGCGAAUUCGCAUUUCCCUCGCACGCUUUUUUCGCAUUCGUAUUUGUUUUCUUCGAAUCGGAAUUCGAACCAGAACCAGAAACACCAAGCGCGCGCUGUGUUUAUUGCGUACAAAAACAACAAAUUAGCGUUCCAUUGCGCGCCACCGUUGAUCUGUGAUUUUUUUUUUUUUUCUGUUUUUGUGUUAUUUUGCGUUGUUUUAAGUUUUUGUGUUUCCGCGUGAUCCUGUCCAGUUUGUUGUAACUUUUGGGGCGGGGACGCACUGCUUGCUGGCUGUGCCACAACUGCUUUCAUUCCGGGGCGCCAUGGCCCAGUGCUGUGAAACGUCGCCGCGCUACGGCAUAUCCUCGAACCCGACUCCCAGCCGAAAUUCCAACCAGGAUCCGCCGGAUGCUCCGUCUGCCACCGCCGCCGUGCUGUUGUCAGCAACAGCAACCCCAGGAGCAGCUGCUCAUCUUCAGCAAGGAGAUCCUUCUUCUGGUAGCAGCAACAAUAACAAUACUAGCACCAAAAAUAAGAAUCAAAAUCCGAACCAGAAACAGGACGACAGCAGCGGCAGCAGUAACAACGCCGACAAUUAUAACAAGGACGACGAGGAUCAAGUAGGAACAUUGCCAUUGCCAUUCAUACUUAGCAAGAAGACGCCCGCCGCCCUCUUCCUAUCCCGUCCAUCCUCCUCGUACACGGACCUCUGCACCUGCUGCAACAGCAGCAGCAGCAAUUCCUCCGCCUCCUCCACAACCUCCUCAUCCUCCUCGGCAGGCGCAUCCGCCGUUGCCAGGCAGCUAGCCCGCUCCGUGACCGCCACCAGCAUCAUGGAUAUGCCCUACAACACGUCGCCGUCGCUACGCGUGCGCACCACCUCGUUGAAUCAACUGAAGAAGACCGCCGAUCUGGCCAUCGAGAAUGAGCUGCAUGUCUGCCCCUCGGUGAUGUCCGAGGAGCUGCGCAAGCUGCUGCCUCCCACCUCGGAAACGGUGAUGACCAAGCCAUUUCCCAUUCGCGGCGAACGCACCAUCGCCGACUGUACAACGCCGCAUGUGAUUGCCAUGGUUGGGCUGCCGGCUCGCGGCAAGACCUUCAUCUCGAAGAAGCUGGCCCGUUACCUUAACUGGAUUGGGAUUGCGACGCGUGUCUUCAAUCUAGGCGAGUAUAGGCGGCAUGCGACCACCGCGUACAAGUCGCACGAGUUCUUUCGCGCCGACAACGAGGAGGCCAUGGCCAUUCGCAACAGGUGCGCCAAUCAGGCUCUACACGACUCCUGCGAGUGGCUGCUUAGCGGCCAGGGCAGCAUUGCUGUCUUCGAUGCCACCAACUCGACGCGCGAUCGCCGUCAGUUGAUCCAUGAUAUCGUGGUGAAGCAGCACGGCUUUAGGCUGUUCUUCGUGGAAUCCAUUUGCGAUGAUCCGAUGAUUAUUGAGCAGAAUAUCCUGGAGGUGAAGGUCAGUUCGCCUGAUUAUCUUAACAUGAACACGGAGCUGGUGGUACGCGACUUUCUGCAGCGCAUCGAGCAUUAUGAGGAGCGUUACCAGCCCAUUGAUGAGGUCACCGAGGCCCAUCUUAGCUUCAUGAAGGUCUACAAUGCCGGCAAGAAGGUGGUUGUCUACAACAACGAGGGUCACGUGGAGUCCCGUAUCGUCUACUACCUGAUGAACAUCCAUAUCACUCCGCGCACCAUCUACCUGACGCGGCAUGGCGAGAGCGAGCAUAACCUGAGCGGGCUCAUUGGCGGCGAUUCGAACCUGAGCGCCCGUGGUCAUCAAUACGCCAAUGCCUUGUCCACGUUCAUUGCCCAGCAACAGAUUGAUGGACUGCGGGUGUGGACAUCGUGGAUGAAGCGCGCCAUCCAGACGGUGGCCGAUGUGAAGGCGCCGCAGGAGCGCUGGAAGGCCCUCAAUGAGAUCGAUGCCGGCCACUGUGAGGAGAUGACCUACGAGCAGAUUAAGGAGCGCUUCCCCGAGGAGUUUAAGGCGCGCGACGUCAACAAGUUUGCCUAUCGCUAUCCGCGUGGCGAAAGUUACGAGGAUCUGGUGGCCCGCCUGGAGCCGGUCAUCAUGGAGCUAGAGCGACAGGGCAACGUUCUGGUCGUCUCCCACCAAGCGGUCCUGCGCUGUCUCUUUGCCUACUUUCUGGACAAGUCCGCGGAUGAGCUGCCGUACCUGUACGUGCCGCUGCACACGGUCAUCAAGCUGACGCCCGUGGCCUAUGGCUGCAAGGUGGAGCACAUUAAGCUGCCCAUUGAUGCUGUGGAUACGCACCGACCGAAACCCAAGAUACCCGGCGAUGUGAGUGAGCCAGGACUGGACGGACUUAGCGGCGAGCUGGUGGCGCCCGAUGGCGUCGGCAAGGUGCUCAUUGUGGGCGACGAUGUGGCGACGGCCACGAACGGCAAUGGCGGGCGCGUCGACGCCCAGGCGCAUCAAUGACGGCGUCGCCGGCCUCCCCAGUACCCGACCCCGAAAUCCAAGACACUUUAAGCAUGUGGAACCAACUUCUCCUCCUCCGUACCCGCACACAGAUCCCCCACGAAAUCUACUUCCCCCGACCCAUCGCAUCCAGACAUUCUCGCAUCCCGAUUGAAGCGGACUUGGAAGCGCUGCUGCUGGGCAACUCCUGCUCCCGCCAUCGCCUCACUACUUAACUUAACUUAAUAAUAUUGGUUCGAACUCCAGUCGAGGGCUCUCUUUAUUUAAGUUUCGGGCUGAGACACGAAAUUGUGAUUGAUCUAUUGAGCUGUUUUAUUAUGUACUUUUACGAAAAAGAAAAAAACAAAAACAAAAAGAAAAAAACGAAAACAUUUUUUAACAUUUACUAGGAGGACAUGGUCUGAAUCGAAUCAGGAGAUGCCGAACUGUAUACUUAAAUUUACAAAGCAUAUAUUGUAUGUGUGUUGUUUACACUUGCCAGGAAGCAAGCUAUGUAGCUUAACUAUGUUGGAUGUGAUGAUAAUGGUGACGAUGAUGAUGAAUUAUACUUAAUCUUUUACCCGUAGCCCUAGCUAUGUAUUUACCCCCAAAAAUGUACCGUGCACUGUACGAAUAUACAUAUAUAUAUCAUGCUAUCCACUGUACAUCCAAAUGUGUCUUUUUUUUUUUUUAUUAUCUUUGCAUCUCUCGUUGUCUAUAUAUAUAUAUUUGAAUACCAGUUUUGCGCAAUUUUUGUUUCCAAACGAGAGGAUAAACUCACGAAUUCCAUUUGCCAACUCGGUGUACGCUACGUAUAACUAUAUCAUCUGCCCGAUGCACUAUAUAGUGUAUAGCCAUAGCCUCUGUCUGUACGUAAAUGUAUAUGUGCAACAAAUAUUGUAAUGACAUACAAGAUACUUAUAAAAUAAUCAAGAAUAAAAUAAAAAACGAUUUAUCAACCACA